CCUCGCCCUGCUUGUUUCUCUUUACCAGCAUACAUAGCGGAAUUCGAACCCUCAAAAUCAAUCCAGUCGAGUCUUAUUGGACCAAAUCUGUAAUCCUUGUGAGCUGAGUUGAAUAAAGCGUUCCUCCUGGUAGUUGAUUUGGGGCGAUGUGACGGUAAGCUUUGAAAUAAGGCCUUCGGCGUGAAAGUGUCGACAGUGUCAGGAUGCGACAGUGAAUCAUCAAUAAUCUUUCUGUACAAUUCAAGUCGGAUAUGAUAGCCGUUUAACAUACUGUGGGCUUUCGAGAGGAGCCCAUUGAGCGCGUAAUGUAAGAUGCGGCACCGUGCACGAGCGCCGCGGCUCAGCGCUAUCAGUAGUCGGCUGAGUGUCACGGAAUCACUUGUGAUCACCGCCACUCCACCCUUCAACAAAGCUUGUUCCUCAUCCAGAUGGGCUCCGACCAAAAUUCGCUCAACGUCCGCUUUUGCGAGAUCUGUACUGGUUUUCUCAGCAAGAGCGGCAAGGACAGUGUCCCAUCUCUAACAAGGGUACUUGAUACGAUCGCUGAUGAUCUUGCAAGGAGCGGGGACCUGAGGAUUCGUAUGGGGUCGGAAAACCCUUCAAUAUGGCUGUCCCUCCAACAGUUGUGGGAUUUCCUCGCUGAGUAUCCUUCAGCAGAUGCAGAUAUCGCAGAGUUGCGCGUCCUCGUAAUAAGCGUCGCCAGAUUUACUAGGAAUAUUGUCGCAGGCGUUGCAGUGAACCAGCAGAAUGCAUUUGGAGUCGAGCCAGCUCUUCGCCGUGUUCUGCAUUUGUACAGCUCCUGGUCUGCGUUUCAAGUUACGGAUUCUUUUCCGGCUACUAGGAUGGCCGUUCAAGCACUCUCGAACAUUGUUACUACUAACGAGGAUCUCACAUCCCGCCUUUGGAGUACUUAUCUCACUCUGCCUGAGGAACAGGCCAUUCUCAUUCGCUUGCUCGGCUCCCCUGACCAUAAGACCAUCCUAUCACUCCUGGUACUUAUGGUAAAUUGCAUUCACGAUAGCACUGAGCGUCGUUCUUUACUCACGAAAUCACGCGGGGGAGCCCGAAUAUGCGUAACGCUUUUGGACCGCAUGGUCCUAUUGUACGACGCGGAGGAAUCCACUGACGGCGCAAAAGCAUUUGACUAUGGGUAUAAUUUGUUUGCCCACUUAUUUGAUGGCGGUUUUGCACCAGAUCUGUACAAUUCAUUGUCCGUUGAAGGGGAGGUAAUUGCGCAGCACCAAACUACUCUUCUCAAACUCCUCGACUCAUACCUACAAUCGUCUCAAACCUGUCCUGUACAUUGCGAUAUGUGCCCUAUGCUGUCGGAAAUUUUCCUCUCGCUCUCGUCAUAUUCUCAGUCAGCUAUUAAGCGAGCUAUCAAUCCCAUCAAUUCGGAGCCAAAUUUGGAUAGUUCCAUCGAACACCUGCGAGAACUUGAUUUAUUACUGCCAAAAUCAUGCGAGGCACUCGUAUUAGCAACUCAAUGUAUCGUCAAAAUCUCAUUACUAUCCGAGGACCAGCGGACUAUGGAUCCAUCCGCUGUAGAAUUACGAGCGAUCUUUCGAGAUGCCUGCUCAACUGACGAACUCUUACGGCUUCUUGACGCGUUUCUUCCACGCAUUUACUUUGGCAAGCCCGUCUUGAAUCCUGCGACAGAUCAAAGCAUCCCAUCGUCAGUCGCAGGAGCCAACGGAUUCUCGUAUUUGAAACGCGAUCUUGUGCGUUUAGUCGGGGUGCUUUGCCAUCGAGAUAAGACAUUCCAGGACCGCAUUAGGGUAUGCGGGGGCAUUCCUGUUAUUAUGAAUAUGUGUGUUGUGGACGAACGUAACCCGUACCUUCGGGAACACGCCAUAUUAGCACUUCGGAACCUGUUGGACAGCAACAAGGAAAAUCAGGAUGAAGUGAACAGCAUUCAACCAUCGGGAUAUUGGGAUGAAGCGGGCAUGUUGCGCGAGAAAGUCGGAGCUACGCUGAGAUAG
Molecule: messenger RNA, 1982 nt
Organism: Suillus discolor
Lineage: Eukaryota; Fungi; Basidiomycota; Agaricomycetes; Boletales; Suillaceae
Product: spinocerebellar ataxia type 10 protein domain-containing protein
Exons: 10
Coding region: 429-1982 (517 amino acids)
Cellular component (GO): cytosol
Source: RefSeq, a predicted model, not a curated record